ACAAUUCUGUGCCAUUAGUGCUUUGCAGUUGGUGUGCUGUUGGUCUUCGGUGCAGAGUAAAAAUUAGCUUUGAUUCCUUUUUAUAAGUUACAAAAUACUAAGAAAAAAGAAAAAUUAAAAUGCAAAAUUUUAGUGAACUCUGCGAAUUAUCAAUCAAAGAUAAUAAAUUAUGUUUGAAAGCGAUCAUUGACAUAACACCAGGUGACGUGAUCUUGGAAGAGCAGGCCAUACUCAUGAGUCCGCAAUGGGAGAGCGACCAGAUGAAAUGUUCAAAUUGCCUAAAAAGUUCUUUCGUCAUGUGCCAGGCUUGUCUGGUUUUCCCAUUGUGCGUAGAAUGCCCCGCACAUGAUCAAUUUGACUGUGAGUUCUUUCAGCGAGCUAAGAAUAUUCCGAAAAAUAUUUUGAUUUCCAACUACACAAUUUAUGCUCCAUUAAAAUGUUUAUUGAAAAUGGAAAACCCAAAAGCUAACAAAAGUAGUUUAAUUGAAUUGCUUAAGGUAAAUGCUCAUUUGGAAGAGUAUUUAAAAUCAGAAACAUGGAUUGAGCAUAAGCAAAAAGUUGUAGAACCAAUUCUACAAUCUGGAAUAGUUGAGCAUUUCCAGAAUAUCAAAGUCAAUGAGGAAAUAUUGCAGCAGCUUUGUAGUUUGCUUGAUUUGCAUUCGUAUGAAAUUACAAACAGGGAUGGUGAUCAGGUAAGAGGAAUCUAUCUUCAAGCUCCAACAAUUCCACACAGUUGCAUUCCGAACACCUUGAUGGCUAUAGAUGAUGAUUUCAAUUUGAAGAUUUACGCAACACUGCCUAUUCGACAGGGGGAGUUAAUAUACAAUUCGUAUACAAAUCCAUUGAUGGGUACCAGCCAACGUCAGCACCAUCUGAAGAUGACGAAGUUCAUCGACUGUUCAUGCCUUCGUUGUAAGGAUCCUACAGAACUUGGCACUUACUUAAGUAGCGUUAAAUGCAAAGUAUGCCCUGAUGGUUACGUAAGCCUAUUCGAUUCAAAAUGGACUUGUGAAAAUUGUUCAGCUAUCAUGAGUGAGCUGGAUGUUCAAAAACUGCUUUCAGAAGUAGCAGAGCAAAUAUUAUACGCAGAUGGCGAUAUUCGGGAAUACGAGACACUUUUAGCUAAAUACUCAGGCGAUUUUCACCCAAAUCAUUUUCUUAUGAUUGAUUUGAAACAAAAUACUGCGUCAAUUUUGAGAUCAAUCUUGAUGAAUCCAAUGUGUCAGCCAGGAAGGGGUGUUAUUAGAAGAAAAAUUGAGCUAUGUGAACAAAUGCUGCCAGUAGUGAGAGCUCUACAACCUGGUAUUUCGAGAUUAUAUGCAAUUGCUUCAUAUGAGUAUGUUAUAACAUAUGUAGAGUUAACGGAAUACGAAUAUAACGACGGCGAAAUAUCAACGGAAGAGUACGAGAAGAGACUAAUAAAAGCGCGAGAAAUGUCAAAAGAAUCAAUAAGAAUGCUGGCAUUUGAACCACCUAACUCACCAGAAGGACAUUUGAUGCAAAGAAUUGCCAUGGAACUCACACAAAUAGAAGAAUAUAUCGCAAAAUCUUGCACCCAACAAUAAAUGACAAAAUAUAAAAUAGCAUGAAAUACGAUUUUUUUUUAUAACGUUGUA
Messenger RNA from Episyrphus balteatus (marmalade hoverfly), 1616 nucleotides. RefSeq names its product SET domain-containing protein SmydA-8 (gene SmydA-7). The transcript is spliced from 5 exons. The record is from RefSeq and is a predicted model, not a curated record. NCBI's taxonomy places the organism in Eukaryota, Metazoa, Arthropoda, Insecta, Diptera, Syrphidae. Bases 120 to 1565 code for a protein of 481 amino acids.